Molecule: messenger RNA, 2489 nt
Organism: Ixodes scapularis (black-legged tick)
Lineage: Eukaryota; Metazoa; Arthropoda; Arachnida; Ixodida; Ixodidae
Gene: Ate1
Product: arginyl-tRNA--protein transferase 1
Exons: 14
Coding region: 226-1920 (564 amino acids)
Biological process (GO): protein arginylation
Cellular component (GO): cytoplasm
Molecular function (GO): arginyl-tRNA--protein transferase activity
Source: RefSeq, a predicted model, not a curated record
CUUAUCGUGUGUUCGUCGGACUUCUUGUGUACUUACAUUUGUUUUCCGCAAUUUGCCUAAAAUCGGCAGCGGCGUUAUUGUUUUUAAUUGUAUUUAUCUUUUGACGAAUGUGGUGACAGACUUGACAGCUUCCGUUCUUUUCGUUCUUUAAUGAAAUCGGGGGAUUGUUUUUGACUUGACGUUGGGUGCUGUGGACUGUGUGGACUGUCCCGGUCCUGUGUUGUGAUGGCUGAUUACGGCAUCGUUGAAUAUUUCUACGAGCACAGCGGUCAUAGGUGUGGCUACUGCAAAUCAGAGUCGUCCAGUUUCAGCUGUGGGAUGUGGGCACACAGACUGACUGCGGAGAUAUAUGACAACUUAAUUAACCGGGGGUGGAGAAGGUCUGGCGAAUACUGUUACAAGCCAAUGAUGCAGAAGACGUGCUGUUGUCAGUAUGCCAUAAAGUUAGAUGUCCAGAAUUUUAAGAUUUCCAAAUCCCAGAAAAAGAUACUGAAGAGGAUGCACAAGUUUCUUUCCACUGGCAAAGGAGAUGACAACUUGAAGGCCGACGUAGAAAAGUACAGCCAUUGCGAGUCGGCAGGCGACAGCAUCAUGGAAAUGCCAGACUUUUCUCACAAGAAAUCGGAUGUGCAGAUAGAUCUUCCCAGCUUGAUACAAGCCACAGAUGCUUCGAAGGAGGAACAUCCUGCAGUCUCUUCAGACUCCAAAAUGCCAGGGAACGACAGACCCGAAGCUUUGCGUGAAACCACAAGCACUGCAGCCUGUGGCAACUCGGUGCCCAAAAAAGGCUUGGGACCGGAUCCAAACAAACCAAGGUGCCGAAAAGCUCGAGAGAUUCGAAGGGAAAGGAAGCUCCAGAAGUUGAUGGAAUUGAGCAAGGAUCCAAAUUCCUUCCCAGAGAAGAGUAUGUUGAGUACAAAGACGCCCAAAAAUGAACCAAAGACGCUGGAGGAUCUUUUGUUUGAGCCUCUUCCUGACAGUGCGGCCCACAAGCUGGAGGUGCGUCUGGUGCAGGAUUCUCCCGACUGCCCCGAGUUUGCAGACUCCUUUGGUUCAGCCUUUGCCACUUACUGCAGCUACCAGAGAGGCAUUCACAAAGACCCUCUGGAGAAGCUUAACGAACAGCGCUUCCGCCGCUUCCUAGUCAAUAGUCCUCUGCAGGUGCAGACGGUUAGCUCGUGCUCCGAGGCAGCGGAGUUUUACGACACAUUCCGGCAGUCUUGGGAGGUGUUUGCAAAGUACCAGAUGUGCAUCCACAAGGACACUGAGAGCGAGUGCAACAAGUCCUCCUUUCGACGAUUUCUGGUCGACUCACCACUGCAGCAACUCCUUCUCCCCCCACCACAGCAAGAACCGAAAGGUGCCUACAGCCUGGGCUCAUUCCAUCAGCAGUACUGGCUCGAUGGGGACCUGAUUGCCGUCGGAGUGAUUGACAUCUUGCCCACCUGCGUGUCGUCCGUUUACCUCUUUUACGACCCGGACUACAGCUUCCUUUCCCUCGGGACAUACGCUUCACUCAGAGAAAUUGCCUUCACACGGGAGCUGCAGAAGAUCUGCCCCAAGAUCAAGGACUACUGCAUGGGCUUUUACAUUCACACCUGCCCUAAGAUGAGGUACAAGGGCAACUUUUCUCCGUCGUACCUUCUGUGCCCCGAGACGUACACUUGGCACCCGAUAGAGAAGUGCAGGCCGCUUUUGGACAUCAACAAGUACUCUCGCUUCGAGCAGGACAGAAGCAAAGAGGACGAGAAUGCGGUGACAGACUUGAACGACGUGUCCAUCCUCUUCAAGAGGGGCGUCAUCCCGUAUGGACAGUACAGGCAGCUUAAGGGGAACUCCGACAAAGCGGAAGUGGAGGAGUAUGCCUCGCUGGUCGGCAAGAAGUGCAUCGAGAAGCUGUUUCUAUAUCGGAGCUCCUAAAGGUUCAAGACGCUCGUCGUGCAAACGACGGCGACUGCCUCCGGUUGCGCCACGUCACUAAAGUCAUGGGUAGUACGUGCCCAGCACCCCCGUCCUUUGCAUCGCCUAUAACUGCACGAGUGCGAUCGGCGGUGGUUGUAGUCGCCGACAGGAUGGCAAUGACAGGGAGUGUCUUUCUGACGCCCGGUCUCUGGCAAGCGCUUGGUGCCUCUUGCCGUGCCUCGGCUGCGUCUACACGCUCGAUGUGCACGAGACGUCGAAGCGUCAUCGAAGGUAUGAGGCUCGCACUGGAGGCAGGGCAACCAAAGCUCCUCCCUGCCGUUGCUACCUUGUCAGUAACCACAACGUCGGCGUCUUUGCACCAGAAGGCUUGAAGUCGAAGUCAAGAUCGAGUCGCCGAAGAGAUUGCGGGCUCGUAGCGCGAGGCCAAAUAGUGCCCCACCCCCAGCUUUAGUUGAGAUUGUCAGUUCCAAAGUCACAAGAGGAGCAGAACUGAACUUGAGAAAUGAAUACGAUGGUAGCAUUGAACUACACAGGUGCAAAGUGUUGAAAUAAAAUGAUGAACAUUC